ACCACCAGUGAACGUGCACAACCAGAGGAUGAAGACUGAAACCCCUCAGCUCCUCUGUUACACGGGAGCAGACUAAUUCCUGGACUGACACACGCUGGAAACACACAGAGACGGAAGGUGGAUUAAUAUUUCUGUGAGUGCUUUACAGUAACCAGAGCUGGCUGAUUGCCGGAACGAAGAGAGAAAGAUUUAUUCCUGGACUGUUCACUUGCAUGAGGAGCGUAACUGACUAAUCCCUGGAAGAGCUGGACAAAAUGAUACCCAACUAAUUCAUGGAUAAGAGAUUCAUCGUCUCAUCUUUUGGAUUGCAGAAGAGGCUACGUCCUGAACAGCAAGCCUAGAAAAAUCUGCCACUCCUCCACAUGUGGUGCCUCAGAGGCUGGGAUCUAGCUAAUAUCUGGAAUCAGUGAUCCAUUGCAGCGCCUCACUGCCCCACAUCUCCCUCCUGUGUGACAGCCUCCUCCUGGGACCAGGUUGAUCUUCGGAUCGGCGUGUCUGGCAUGUUCUGUUUCUGCCUGCAGAGUUCCCUGCUGAAGCUCCAGGCGCUGGAGGUGGAGGGGGGCCCCUCGCUGGGUCCGUCCCCAGAGGAGAGCCCCCCUGCCCUGGGCAGCAAGGAGCAGAAGAGCCCCUGCGGCCCGGUGGAGCUCGGAGGGAAGGAGGGCAAGACGCUGGCCCUCUGCCACAGCGUGCCCGCCGACGAAAACAGCCCCCCAGAGCUGGUGACGGUGCUGACCAGAGCUCCACAGUCUCCCAGACACCACCCACUAACUGCUAUCCACCCUGGCCAGCAGCCGCUGACCCCCGAUGGGGCCCUGCCCUCCAGCCCCCACCACUCUCCCUACUCCCCACAGAGGAGCAGCCCUGGAGGUGAGGGUGGAGGGGAGGGAGGAGGUGGAGCUCUCCUCCAGCUCCUGGCGGGGGGGCCCAGCCCUCUGCCCUCCCCUCGCUGCUCCAGCCUCAGCCACAGCCUGAGGUUCAACUCCGACCCCGAGACCGCACCGUCACCGCCCUGCAGCCAGCAGUACAUACUGUGUCGGGGUCGGGACCGGGCCGAGGUCUCCGAGGACCUGGAGUGUCCCUCCUCCAUCCCGUUCCUCACCCGACAGAUCCAGACCCUGAAAAAGAAAGUCCGCCGGUUUGAGGACCAGUUCGAGCAGGAGAUGAACUAUAAGCCGUCACACAACGAUAAAUACUCCAACCCUGAGAUGAUCCGAGUGAUGGGCGAACUGGCCAAGGCUCGCAAACAACUCAAAGAGAUGAGGCUGAGGCAGUCGGUGUUUGAGUCCAAGGAGCCGGCCGGGCCGGAGCACAGCUGCAGGUCCAGCUCCGGCCAGCAGGGGGCGCCGGACCACAAGCCCACGCUGGAGGAGACGGUGGAGUCGCUGUUCAGACGCCUGAGAGAGAAGAGACAGGCGCUGGGCCUGCCAGACAACAUGAAGGAGAUGACUCAGGCUCAGAUGGUGUUGGAGAAGAUCACUCUGCAGAAAUGUCUGCUGUACUUUGAGAGCGUGCACGGCCGUCCGGGAGCGAAGCAGGAGAAGAGCCUGGUGAAGCCGCUGUACGACCGCUACCAGAUGAUCAAACGCUUACUGUGCGCCAGCCCCACCAUCACCACCAUCGAGGAAGAGGACGGUUCUGAUGAAGACUCCAUGAGCAUCUCAACAGUCGAAGAGCCCCCCGCCCCGCCUCCUCUCAGAGCCCCUCGCCCGGUCCUCAGCGAGGAGGACAGCGACCGGGACAGCGACCCGGCCUUCGUGUCCCCGUUAGACGAGGUGAAGGCCGUCCACCAGCGGCCAGCUCUCACCAUGGCCAACCUGCACGAAGCCUCCAGGUCUCAGCUGCUGGCGUGUCUGCGGGAAACGAGAGCCGAGAAGAAGACGAGACGUAAAGCUCUGAGAGAGUUCGAGGACGAGUUCCACCGUCAGACUGGAAGAAUCUGCCAGAAAGAGGACCGCAGUCCGAUGAAAGAGGAAUACCAGGAAUACAAACAGCUGAAAGCUAAACUCCGUCUGCUGGAAGUCCUCCUCAGUAAACAGGAAGUCACCCAGACCAUGUGAGGCCAAACUGAAGCUCACAGAAACUCUCCAUCUGUCUCCAUGUGAUUAUGGGAGAAGCUCUUUUAUAUUGUCCAGUUCAGAGGAGAGGAAGUGGUGUUUGAGCUGUGCUUCACUUUCUCCUUUCUGUUGUUUAUCUUUCAGCUACGUUAGCUGCAGAGUCGAUAACAUCAGUCAGUCGUAGUCUGAUACUUGUUGAGUUCAUUGUUUGCUGGUAAUCAGAGGUUGUUAGCAGCAGCUAGCGUAGCUUUUAUAAGUACAUCAAAGACAUAUGUUGAUAUAAAGAAUAGUUCAACAUUUAUGUUCAAUAAAUGUGCAUAUUUACUUUCUUGUGGAGAGUUAAAUCGCCUGCAUAGUAAAUAUGAACCAUGAUAAAGAAGUGAUGAGCUUAGCUUAGCAUAAAGACUGGAAACAGAGGAACAGCUAGUUUUGCUCUGUUAGCGCUAGCAUUACAUUAACAAUGCUAAUGUCAUAGUAGUGAGCUGUCAAAGCUUAUGUUUUUUUAUGUUUUAAAGGCUGAUCAAAUCUCAUUAUUUAACCCUCUGAACCCCAGUAAAAAUAUGUUUUUAUUUAAAAGAUUGCCAAAAAUACACCAUUUAUCGUAGCAAUACACUGACAUUAUCAUAUUAUUAUGAGUUUUCACCUUUCCCUGAUCUGAUCAUCGGUUGCAAACGUUUCCAUUUGAAAAAGCAACCAAAACGUAGCUUGAAAUUGUGAUAUUUCUGUCAAAAUCACAUUCUACAUGUUAAUUUAAAAUGUCUCAUUCUUGACACUUGUGGUCACUUAGAAGAGUGUUGUAUAUAUAGAUUCUAUUUUAUUCAGAUUUUUAAGAAAUAAUUUAUUGAGGAAAUUAUACUUUUAUGAUUUGUUAUUCUGCACCAAAGACAUUUUUGAGUUUUUCCCACUUCUAGCCAUGAUUGUACUGGUUCCAUAGAGCUGCAGGACUUAUAAAGUAUAUAGUAUUAUAUUAUAUAGAUUUUAUCACAGUAAAAUACAAGGCCACAGUGUAUGUAAAAAGAGCAAAAAUGCCCUGAAAUUGCUUGUUGGGGUUCAGAGGGUCAAACAAUAUUUUUUCAGCACAUUUAGAACAUUGACGAUAGCCAACUCCUCACUACUUCCUCUCCAAACUGUAGAAACUGUUAAUACUCCAGAAAAGUUUUAUAAAGUAUAAGAGUUCAGUCUGCUGAUGCAUCAGUGGAAACAUGUAAACCAGCAUCCUACGGAGUGUAUUUAUUCAUCUGCAUUCUCAAGUCUGAAACAUUUUGUACAGCUCCGUUUAUUACAGUCUGGAGGGACGAAACCUGCAGAGCUGUAAACUGUAACCUUAAACAUGUAUCUCCUCUGUCUUGUUUGAUUUUAAUGGACCAAAACAUUUUUUAUACAGGACUAAAUGUGUCGAAACUGAAAGCACUUUAAUUUGUCUGGGAUUUUGCAAGAAGUAGAGUUUAUUCAGUUAACCUCUAAAGGAGCUGAUGAGGUUAAACUGAAACUGUGUCUUUAGACUGGAAAUGUUUAUUAUUAUAAAGAAAGUAUUAUUCUAUAUGUGAAGAUAUGCUUGAAGAUGACCUGGAGAGAUGGUUGCAUCUGUAUUUAUAUCAUUGCACUUUAUGUUGAAAAGGGGGAAAUUAUUUUUAUCCAAACGUUAAAGUUUAAUAUGCAAUAUGAUCUGAUUUUAGACAUUAGUGCUAGUGAGACUGAACCUGAAUUUUACCUGCACUCUGUCGACUUUAACCAGCUUUGGGAACACCAUACAUUUCUAUGACUCACUGCAUCAGAGUGCUGUAGUUUGUGUGUUUUUGGAGACCAGCCCAGAAGUUAAAUCUCCCUCGUUCCUUCCACAAAAAGCCAGCGGGAUUUUGAAUUGUAGCUCUGUGGUAAACAAAAGUUUAUGAUACUAACACAUUUCGUUCAGCAAGAGAUGAUAAUAAAUAACAGAUACGACUCUUUUAUGAUUGUUGAAGUGUAAAUGCAAUCACCAGGAGUUAAAAGCUAAUGCGCCACAGUCACACGACUACGGAUGACGUUAAUUUAUCAUUUGAGCAUAGUAGAAGCCAUGCUAUGUUAGCUUUAAGUUUCACUGAGUCACAUUGAGCCUUAUCGUUUCUGAGAACUGAUACAGUGUUGGAGGCGGGGCUCUGUUCAUUCCUAUGAAAGCUGCUCAGUGGAGCAUGUAGUCAAAAAAGUUAUUUUUCUGUGUAUAAAAGUCCCUGUAUGGAUCUUCUGCAUCUAUUGGCCCAUGGAGCAGCGAACUAAAGACUUCUACUUCCCGUUUAGCGCACCGCUAACUUGAAUGUGAAUAAAAUGAUUUAAUUUCUUCCAGACUUUCCAAAUGUUAUCAGACCAAAAGGAUGAAAUUAUCACAGUGAAGUCAUUUGAUGAGUUGUGACAUUCUGAUUUACAGGCGUUUUUUCCCCAAUGUAACAGCAUAAGGUGACUCACCAGGACCUGUCAAAAAAUGUACUGACAUAUUUUAGUGGCGUCAAACAAAGUGUGAAAAUCUCUGCAGCUUCACGGAGCUAAUUUUACACUGCUAUCCAGAAACACAUAGACUCCAGACUGAUGGGAAAUAAAGCUGGUUGAUAAUCAGCUAUUCACUUUAUGAAGCUACGUUGUGCCUACAGCAGCAUUUCUGAGGUGGACACAGGCGUAGAUUUUGUGGGGACACGGAAUAUUGUUUUUCUCCCCACAAGAAAAACAUAGCAAAGGACUUAUAUUUUGAUGAGUUGCUAGAACGUUAGUGAGAUACAAAAAGGCUUCUGGUCAAUAGGUGUCAGCUUGCAACCUUGAAACGUUGCAGUCUGCCAUAAAACGUCAGUGUGAUGUAAUGUUGUUCUGUCCCUGAGUCCACCUGUGUCAUCAUCUAAGUGACAUAUGUCAGACCCACAGACAGAUCUCUGUUAGUGAGACCAAAACAUCUGGAGCGCCCCGGUUCUAAAUAAUUUAAUGUUUUUUGAAUAACAUGAAGCUUCUCUGAGGUCGUACGAAUGGUAAACAACAGUAUCAUCUGCAUACAAGCGGACAUUUGUUUAAAAAAACAUUUUUAACUGUAAACCUCAACAAAGUUUGAGAAUGUUGUUUUUUGCUGCUGUUAUGUGGGCAAAAAUUUGGGGAAACAAGUUGCUGAGUUGACAGCAGCUGUUGAGUCAACACCUAGUUGUAACAGUCGGUAUACGAGUCCGGUCCGGUGAUUGUCUUCAUAUCAAACCUGUUUGAAUCCGAAAAUGUUUACCCUUGGCUGCAAGUUUUCUCUGGCUGCAAUUUACCACCAAAAUGUAUUCUAUCUCCAGCUUGGUUUGGCUUCACUUCACCUCAGAAUCAAACUGAACUCAGAGCGACAUAUCACAACAGCUCGCCGUAUGCUGCACUUCACCGCGUUUUUUUAAAUGUUUUUGUCCAUUUUUCUGAUCAGUUUGGUUUCAAUUAGUUAUUUGAACCUAUAAAACGGGUCUGUGAUGUCAUGAUUGACAGCUGUAACUGACUCCUGAUUGGUCGGGCAGGGUGUUUGGGUGGGAACUUGAUACUGCGGCUCUACUCUUUGUCGCUGCUGCUAUGGUUUGCUCUUGACCUUGUCUGGGCGGGAUUUUGCUUUUUUUAAGCGAAGGGAAAAAAGGUUUUUAAAAAUACCCGUGUACGUGUGGACUCUGCCGAUAUAUCCUGAUAAAAUCCUGAACUUUGUAGGCCCCCCCUUACCUCGACAUCCUUCCUGUGAAGAAGAGAAAAAGCUGCAUUUUCAUUGGAAAAAACUUAACAUGUAGUCAACGUGGUUCACCACUGAGCUAACACCUGGAAACAUGAGAGAGGUGAUUUAUAUUAUGUCCCUGACGUUCUCAAGGUUUUCUGCCUGUUGAACUCCUAAUGCACAUCAGUGUCGAUGUUCUAACUUUCUUCAUGCCUGAAUUCAUGCUGUGAUGGUUAAAAAAACGACCGUGUUGUUGUGCUGUACUCGUUUCUAUACAGACAAGUUUCAAAUAAAUAUUUUUGCUAUCA
This is a messenger RNA of Centropristis striata (black sea bass), 6041 nucleotides long. RefSeq names its product family with sequence similarity 13 member C (gene fam13c). The record is from RefSeq and is a predicted model, not a curated record. Lineage: Eukaryota; Metazoa; Chordata; Actinopteri; Perciformes; Serranidae. Bases 501 to 2057 code for a protein of 518 amino acids. The transcript is spliced from 10 exons.